Messenger RNA from Drosophila subobscura, 869 nucleotides. Its product is annotated as axoneme-associated protein mst101(1)-like. Gene Ontology annotation, biological process: spermatogenesis; sperm DNA condensation. NCBI's taxonomy places the organism in Eukaryota, Metazoa, Arthropoda, Insecta, Diptera, Drosophilidae. The record is from RefSeq and is a predicted model, not a curated record. Bases 102 to 827 code for a protein of 241 amino acids. The transcript has 2 exons.
CAUAGUUAAACAUUCGUUCAACGAGUCAACAUCAAAUUAUUUUCUAGUUUUGUGAUUUAUUUUUUGUAAACUUGAGUGUGUAAUUUUUGAUCCUGUUUAAUAUGAGUGGAAAGGGAUCCAUUAAAAUGUGUGCUGUAAGCCCCAAGGCGUUUCGGGAGUUUUUGCGUGCAUUUCGUAGAAAGCACAUGGACCUAGCCCCGAUUGAAGCCGUGACCUGUGCCACCAAAGAAUGGGGCAAGCUAACGGGCCAACAAAAGUGCCAAUUCGAGCCUGCCGCUGUAAAGAUACGACCAAAGUUUCUGGUGCAGAAAAGCGGAGCAGUUGCCGCCCGGCGACGCAGAGCUGCUGAGAAGAAGAAAGAGCGUACGAGUCAGAAGCGUCCGGCUUGUUCUGUCCUAGAUCGCGUCAAGAAGAUGUUCACGGGCACAGCUGCACACAGCACAAAGGGCAAGUGUAGCCUGAGCACGAAGAGAAAGCGCAAGUGCAAGUCCAGAAGCAGUUCCCAGCGCCGGGGCAGUUGCAAGGCCUACACGAUGGCCAAGAAAAGGAAGUGCUCCGUGGCUACGAAGAAAAAGUGCUCCGUGCCUAAGAAGAAAAAGUGCCCGAUGGCCGAGGACGAAGCGGAUAAAAAGUGCGCCAAGGUCGAAGAGCCCGCUCCCGCACGCAACAAAAAGAGAAGUUCCAAGAGCAAAGUCAAGCCACAGGCCCACAAGAAGCGCUCACCACGCAAGAAGAAGGCAUGCGAGGAGGAGCCACCCAAAUCCACACAACCGGUGCCUAAAUCGAUCCUAAAGAAGUCAAGCAAAUAUGGCCACGGAUUGUCCUGAAGAAUUUUAGAACGAUCAGCUUCCACUUCUACUUUUAAAUCA